Molecule: messenger RNA, 447 nt
Organism: Penaeus vannamei (Pacific white shrimp)
Lineage: Eukaryota; Metazoa; Arthropoda; Malacostraca; Decapoda; Penaeidae
Source: RefSeq, a predicted model, not a curated record
AUGGGACCUGGGAGAAUAUUAAUCUGUAAGAGGGAUGUCCUGGACCAGCGACUAGACAGACGAGUAGAUGACAUGAUAGAACGCGGCCUCCUGCAGGAGCUCAAGGACUUUCACGCUGACUACAACAGGCAGCGGCUGAAGGAGGGGCAGCUGGCUGAUUACACCAAGGGCAUUUUUCAGAGCAUUGGCUUCAAGGAGUUCCACCAGUAUCUUGUGCUGUCUGAAGAGGAGCAGCAGACUGAGGCUGGCAAGAAGUUGUAUAAAGCAGGAGUUACGUCACUAAAGCAGGUGACAAGACGGUAUUCAAGAAGGCAACUGAAAUGGAUCAAGCACCGGUUUCUUCUCCCAGCUGACCGUCAGGUUCCACCUGUCUUCGCCCUAGAUGGCUCUGACCAAGCAAGUGGGACGAGCAAGCGGCUGGCCGCGAGGGUGUUGUGCAAGCGCUAG